UGCUCACGAGACAUGUCAACAAAAACUGACGAACAAUUCCUGACAGCGCUGCUGUCAAUCUGAAUAAUAACGAGCUGAAUUUUACUAUUGACCAUUAUAUCUUCAUUUCACGAGCAUCCAAUGAGGGACUGAUAUCUCACAAUGACAGAGAGCGCACUUUCGGGUGUAAAUGUUGUGCUUGUUAUGGCCUACAGCAGCCUGGUGUUUGUGCUGCUGUUCAUCUUUGUGAAACGGCAGAUUAUGCGCUUCGCUAUGAAGUCUCGCAGAGGACCGCACGUGCCACUGGGUCACAACGCCCCCAAGGAUCUGAAAGAAGAAAUUGACUCCCAUUUGUCAAAAGUGAAUGAUAUUCGCUAUGAGCCACAUCUGCUCUCUCACGAUGAUGAUCGACUAAAUCAUCAGAGCCAGAAUGGCUGUUAUAAUUAUCUCUUCAGAAUGCAAGCAUUAGAUGCCACCAGAGACUCCGAUAUCCCAUUUCACGUGAUGUGUCGCAGUGCCAGUGCUCUGACCGGACGCCGCUACAGGAACUGGCUUCUGGAUCUGCCCAACUCUCACUCUCCAUACAAUACAAGCCAUAGUGCACUCAUAGAUCGCUUGCUGGAGGGCAAUGACAACGCUCGCCAUGGAACUGGGGUGUUUGGUGAGGCAGAGUUUGUAAAGUAUAAAGAAGACCUGGCUGAACUGGCUGCUGUUGUAAAGACCCACUCCAGCAGCACCAGUCUAAACCAGCAGCACCAGUUGGCGGCUAAAGAUCUGACCAGCUCCCCUGGCCCCUCAUCUGCUUCUACCAUUCAGGUCACAUACCUGCCCUCCACCAGCCAGCGCAGCAAGAAGCCCAAACAUUUCCUGGAGCUCAAAAACUUUAAAGACAAUUACAACACUCUGGAGAGCACACUUUAAGGGACUACACCUUUUGUUUAACUACCGCGUAAAUGUAAUGCAUAGACUGUGAAUCAAAAGUUCCUUCAUGUAGAAUUUAACACAGGUGGGAGAUGCAUUGGCUGAGCUAUAAUGCUUUUGACAGAGACUGUGCUUUUAAAGGUUUACAGUAAACCAGGGUGUAACGAGUCCACUCCAAAGCACAGAGUGGAGCUGAGGAUGACUGAAAUUAUGAAAAGUCCCACUGCUUUGAGGAGAGCAAUGUGUUUCAUUUGUAGUAUUAAUGUGUUCCUUGCACAGAUGUCAUAAGAAUCCUUUUUUGUUUUGUUUAUGUUAGAGGGACAAUCCACCCAAAAUUGAAAAAUCUGUCACAAUAUACUUACCCUAAUGUUGUUCCAAAUCUGUAUGACUUUCUGCCAUGGAAUACAAUAAGAGAUGUUAGGCAGAAUGCUAGUCCAGUUACUCUUCACUUAUAUCGCAUCUCUUUUUUUUAUUAUUAUUUUUAUAUACAAUAAAAGCCAAUAGUAUGAAAGCCCAUUUCUGCCACAUAAAACAAUUGCUAUGUCAAAUUAUGAGAAUCAAAGUCAAAAUUAUUAGAUGCAAAGUCUUAAGUUUGAACUUAAAAGAUAAAAAUAUUAAGAUAAAAAGUCCAACUUUUUAGAUAUAAUUUUGACUUAUCUCAUAAUUAUGACUUACUAUCUCAUAAAUGUGACUUAGCAUCUCAUAAUAAUGAUUUUUAUAUCUCCUAAUUAUGAAUUUUAAACCUCAUAAUUGUGACUUUGUAUCUCAUAAUUUGUAUUUAUCAAAGCUCGAUUUUGUUUUUCUGUAGCAGAAAUCGGCUUCCAUAGAAUGGCGAUUGAGGCUUACAUCAGUCAUAGCCAUAGAUUACCAGCAGUCCUUUAUCAGAAUGGCCUUUUAAUAUGAAUUGGAAUAGGAAAUUUCAUAUCCUUUUAGUCCAAAGAGCAACAAGAAAGCAGUCCCUUUAACUUAGAUGAAAUAACAUUUCUGGCUGGAAUAACUUAAUUCUUCUGAUACAAACACUGGAAUUAUAAAUGACUGUAUUGACAUGUACUGUUACAGCAGAACAUACUGAUGGUACUUCAACUUGAGGUUUCUUUACAUGCCGGUUGAGGCUCUGGGCCACUUCCCUGAGAAGAGUUGUGCAGCCCAUACGUAAUCAGGCGAGAAUAUUUGUUUGCUGUUGCUUGUCCACAUUUCCUUUAAGUGCAAUUUGAAUCUUGUAUUAGUUCAUGUAUGUGUAUAUAGGAGGAAUGCAAUUUGAGUCAGGAUUGUUGUGAUUGUACUAUAGCUUGAUGAGCUAGUAGAGGCUGUAUGCACUGACUUUAACUGUAUUAUAAAGUGUCUUUGUCUCUCAGACUGAUCAACUGCCCUGCCAUGUCUGUAGGAAUUGCCACUAAUAGAAUACCACUGGUUAGAUAUCUGAAUCAAAUUAUUCUUCCUUUUCAUCAAUGUUGGUGGCCACUGACUUGUUUCUUCAAUUCCACACACAAUAAAUGUAAGUGUAGGGAUCA
Messenger RNA from Xyrauchen texanus (razorback sucker), 2411 nucleotides. Its product is annotated as protein C1orf43 homolog. Gene Ontology annotation, biological process: phagocytosis. The record is from RefSeq and is a predicted model, not a curated record. Bases 142 to 900 code for a protein of 252 amino acids. NCBI's taxonomy places the organism in Eukaryota, Metazoa, Chordata, Actinopteri, Cypriniformes, Catostomidae. The transcript is spliced from 7 exons.